GACUGGGGAGAGGCUGCCCCCGGCCAUGGCUCGGCCUCCCCCCGGCGGCGGCGGCGGCGGCUCCGGCUCCGGCUCCGGCUCCCGCGGAGGAGGGCCAGGGGCAGGGGCGGCUCCAUGGGGAGGAAGGGCAGCCCGCGGGCCCCCCAGGCGGAGGGGGGAUGCGGGGCCGCCCGCCCCUCCCUCCUGUGGGCCCUGCCCGAGGAGCUGCUGCUGCUCAUCUGCUCCUACCUGGACGCGCGGGCCCUGGGCCGGCUGGGCCAGGUCUGCCGGCGGCUGCGCGCCUUCGCCGGCCGGGACCCGCUCUGGAGGCGCAUAGCCCGCGGCUGCCUCAACUCCGGCUUCACCCGGCUCGGCGCCGACCUAGCGGCUGGCAUUCCAGUGAAGGAAAGGGUGAAGGUCUCUCAGAACUGGAGGCGCGGGCGCUGCCGGAGGGAAACGCUCCUGAAAUGGAAGCGCAACCUGAUGCCCUGGAUGCAUUUAGAUGGCGAGUAUCUCUACCUGUCCCAGGCAGAAGACAUCCGGGCCUAUCGGUUUCGUCCAGACAGUGCUGGCCUACAGCGCCAUCCUCAAGCCAUCUUCUCUGGCCACCAGGAAGAUGUGUGUCGGUUCGUUCUCGCCAGCUCCCACAUCGUCAGUGGAGGAGGCGAUGGAAAUAUCGUCCUCUCUAAAGUCCACAGCUCCUUCAGCAUAAAGUUCUCUGCACACGAACAGGAGGUGAACUGUGUGGAUUGUCAAGGGGGCAUCAUCGUAAGCGGCUCCCGGGACAGAACAGCAAAGGUUUGGUCCCUGUCCUCUGGCAGAGCUGGGCAUUGUUUACACACGGUGCAGACUGAGGACCGGGUCUGGUCCAUCGCCAUUAGUCCAUUAUUAAGCUACUCUUCUGAACUUAACCCUGCUCCUGAGCAUGCAGUUGAGGACUUAGGAUUGUCACUGUUCAGCAGAGGAUGUCAAGGUGUUGCGUACAGCAACGAGCAUAGGAGCUGCAGCCUCUUCCAAUCUACUGAUCAAAGACUCUGCGCCUCCCAUUUCAGAGAAGGUGAAAUGAUGAUAGACUCAGAGAAACUGAACCUGUGUCCAGUGAAUCUUCAUACUGGACUGGCAGUGAACUGCCACGUGUAUGUGCUGUUGAGUUGGCCUUGAUCUCGUCCCUCCUGCAGGAAACCUGCCUCCUUUUCUGUCCCCAGGAGGGACCGGAUAGAGCUGCUAAUAAUGCCCGGAUGGUGUCUAUAGACCUAAAUCAUCUCAAAUUACUCUGCAGACUAUGGACCAUGUUGUGCACUGAGCUCUAUCCCAUGUGUUCCUGGCGUCCCCAUCGCAAUGGACACUGCACCCUACGAUGCUCCGUUGGGCUCUGCCAUCCCUGAGUUUCAAUGGGAUGAAUUUUAAGCCAGCCCAAUGCCAGGAAUUUCCCAUGAGAACUUGUCCUCAUUAGGUUUCCAAGCCAGUUUUGCAGCUCCCCAUCCAUUUUACACAUGGUGUGUCUUGCAGGGUGACGGAGCUGAACCUCCAGCCCAACUGAGCUUCGCCUGUGCCUAGUUCCAUGACGCUUUGAGUGCGUGUGUGUGCAGGCCGCUCUCUGAGCCAUCCACUGUCGUAUCAGUGGUGACCAAGGUCCCCAUGUUGGCCUCCAAUCUCUUGGCUGGGGCCUGGGUGGGUUUUCCCUUCAGCCGGCAUCUGUUGGUCCUUCUGCCGUGGCUGGGAAGAGCUAUGCAGCGUGCUAAGUGAUGACCUGUGGAGCUGGCCUCUAGUCAGGACACUGUCUCCUCUCUCCGGUGCGCACACACUCGCGCACACUCUCUGUCACAAUAUUUACCUAGCGUCUUUCUCCCCCCGCUGGGUGACAAAUGGGCGGCUGCAGAGCAGCUACCCCGCAAACGAGUGGGCUCGGAUCACUCGCUCGUUUCAUGAGACCGCGAAUCCCGCCCACCUCCCCUCUCGCUGCCCCUCCAUUUUUUUUUUUUUUUUUUUUAAGAAUUAGAGCCGAUUAGCCACGUCAUUAAUUCUUCAAUUUGACGGCUGAUAUAGCAGGGCCCGAAACACACUGCUGACCCCGCAUAAUGGAAACCCCGCUCCUUAACACAUUGACGAUGGGAGAAGUUAAUUAAAAUUCCACAGAGUGAAGGUGUCGGCUAACCUAUAAACCUGUCGCUUUUAAGAACAAAUCGCUGCCAUCCUAGAAGAGAGGGGAUCAGAGCAGGGGCAGGCAGGAGGGUACGGGAGUGGGGGAGCAGGAGCAGGGGGCAAGGGGCAGGGGAGAUGGAUUUUCACUAAUAAACUUAUUGUUUGCUGUUUAACGAGCAUGUAUCCAAAAUCGUCUCUGAUCUCUAGCCAGGCCAGCUAUUGGGGGACUUAUUGUCCCUGCCUGAGCCGUUGGGAUCCUGCACUUCCCUGCUUUACAUGCCCAGCACACCUGGUCUAAAGAGUCUGCAUUGUUGGGCUGAAGAGGGCAGGGAGAACUCAGGAUAGAACUUGGGUAGUGCCGUUCAUCAGCCAGAGGAGUCGUUGGUUUAAGCAUAAUAUCACUGGCACCUUCCACUUCAUCCCAGAUUCUGCACAUUCUUUGCCCAAUUCUCCCCUCUCCGAGGCUGAGUGAAAUCAGGAGCUCCUCCACAGAAGUCAGCAGCUACCCCGGUGUUCAACCGAUGCAAGAUCAGAAUCUGGCCCUCUGUGUCGGGCAGCAGGCACUGAAGUGCAGCCAGGCCUCUCUGUGGUGGAACACAGAAGCUUUUUAACCACGUGAAGCAAGUGUGCACAACAGCUAGGACAGGAAGCGAAGAAUGCCACCAAAUCAACUUGAAACUGCAAGGGCAUUCAGACAGAAUCCAAUUUCUUAAAUUGGAAGUUGGCCAGGACACAUGAGUUAAAACCCCAACCGUUUGGAAAAGCACCAUGGAUUCUUUAAUAACCACCAUCAGUCAGCACUUCAGUUUCCCAUCUUGCUUUUCUGUAGCCUAGUUCUUUUGGUCUCCUUCCUCUGAAGCAUCAGAGAUGGAUGGUCACAGCUGGAGACGGGCUGCUGGACAGGGUGGCCCCGAGCGUUCUCU
Messenger RNA from Chelonia mydas (Green sea turtle), 3044 nucleotides. It is a transcript of the gene FBXW4, whose product is annotated as F-box and WD repeat domain containing 4. Gene Ontology annotation, cellular component: SCF ubiquitin ligase complex. Lineage: Eukaryota; Metazoa; Chordata; Testudines; Cheloniidae. Gene Ontology annotation, biological process: SCF-dependent proteasomal ubiquitin-dependent protein catabolic process. Bases 115 to 1140 code for a protein of 341 amino acids. Gene Ontology annotation, molecular function: protein binding. The transcript has 6 exons. The record is from RefSeq and is a predicted model, not a curated record.